AUGGCAUUUGGCGUGCCAUCCACUUUAUCAUGGCAUCACAAAGAUGCCACAGGAGAUCCCUACCCCAGCCUACCCUACCCCCACCCGUGGUCUCCAAAAGCGAACUUCGUCCUAGCUACCGAAGAGGUACCUCGAGUACAAAGCAAGCUCACGAAGACCACAACUACAAGGAAUGUAACUCAAAGAAGUCAAACAAAGUUACCUAAGAAGAAAUACGAAAGCUCUGGAAAAUCUUCACACAAGAUAUCUCGAAAGAGAGCUACCGAAGAGUUUGAGUCGUCGUCUGGAGUAGAAUGCAAGACAUGCGAUGAACAAAAUGGGAUUUGUGUGGUUUCGGAUGCCGUUUAUAGUUGUGUCUUGACCAUCCCAGUGGAUUCCCUUGAGAAAAAUACCGCCGCCAACACCACCAACUCCAACGUCAUCUCCAUCAUCAUCUACACAAUCAUCAUCGUCACAAGUCUUCAACUCAUCGCAUUUUUGCUCAUCAAAAAUCGUGGAAAAAUGUUGAACUGGAUCAACAGACGAUUCAGAAGGGGAGAAGGAGGAAUCGAUGCAGAAAAAGGAGAAGCCAAUGAAGAAGUCACUGAAGAAGUCGAGAAGGAGGCCAAGAAAGUGAUGUCUCCCUCCGCACCCAUGUACCCGUCCCUCGAAGCUGUUGAGGAAUCCGGCGAAACCGGCGAUUUUGUCGAAUCAAACAACGAAAUCGAGCAAGAGGACGUCGACGAAAUCACAGACGACUUGGACAGAGUCGCCGCCUGGCUCGACUAA
This is a messenger RNA of Caenorhabditis remanei, 768 nucleotides long. RefSeq lists its product as uncharacterized. The coding region runs from base 1 to 768 and encodes 255 amino acids. NCBI's taxonomy places the organism in Eukaryota, Metazoa, Nematoda, Chromadorea, Rhabditida, Rhabditidae. The record is from RefSeq and is a predicted model, not a curated record. The transcript is spliced from 3 exons.